Messenger RNA from Cryphonectria parasitica EP155, 345 nucleotides. RefSeq lists its product as uncharacterized. Bases 1 to 345 code for a protein of 114 amino acids. The transcript has 2 exons. Lineage: Eukaryota; Fungi; Ascomycota; Sordariomycetes; Diaporthales; Cryphonectriaceae. The record is from RefSeq and is a predicted model, not a curated record.
AUGGCAAGAGCGUUGGUGAAAUACAUCCCCAUCAUUUCCUCACAAGACUUUUUGUUUUCUCCUCUUCUCCCCUCUCUCCAUGUAAAAUCCACCACAAAACUCAAGAAAAUCACAACAGUACAACCUCAGCAUCCCAAAAAGAAGAAGGCCCGUCAGCGCGAGGGAGCGUCCUCGUCGGCUGGCCAGCCUAAUUGCGGCAUGGUCAAGGAUGGUUGGGCCGAUAGGCCCACUUUCCAGCAGUCAUACGGGUUGGACAUGUCGCCCGGCAUCGAGGAGGGAGGCUCACACGAUUCUAGUUGGGUUCCGCCGAAUCGAUGGCAGCAGCAGCAGCAGCAGCAGGAUUGA